Papaver somniferum (opium poppy) is the source of this 1188-nucleotide messenger RNA. RefSeq names its product protein DMR6-LIKE OXYGENASE 2-like. The record is from RefSeq and is a predicted model, not a curated record. Bases 86 to 1108 code for a protein of 340 amino acids. The transcript has 4 exons. Lineage: Eukaryota; Viridiplantae; Streptophyta; Magnoliopsida; Ranunculales; Papaveraceae.
ACGUAUCUGUUUUGAACGUCCACCACCCAACUCUCUCUUUCUCUCAUAGUUCACGGAUCUUGAGGUUUACGAUCCAUACUAGAGUAUGGAUAGAACUGUCAAGGACUUGACUGAAUCAAGUGAUCUUAUAUCAAUUCCGUCAGAGUAUGUGUUCCCUACAAAUCCUGAGGAACUCGAAGAAGCCGAGCAGCAGAUUCCCAUAAUUGAUUACUACCUCCUCACUUCCGGUUCUCCCGAACAACGGUCACUUAUCAUCGAGGACCUUCGAAGUGCAUGUCUCGAGUGGGGUUUCUUCAUGGUGAUUAAUCAUGGUGUGUCUCAGAUUCUGAUAAAUGAAAUGAUGGAUUUGUGUCUGGGUUUCUUUGAUCUAAGUCCUGAUGAAAAAUCGGAUUAUGUUGGAAAACAUGUUUUGAAUCCUAUCAGAUGUGGAACCAGUUUUAAUACUUCAGUUGAAAAAAUUAACUUUUGGAGAGAUUAUCUCAAGAUUCUUGUGCACCCAGAAUUUCACGCCCCGCUCAAACCACAUGCUUUCAGAGAUAUUUCAUAUGAAUAUUGCAAAAGAUCAAGAGAAGUAGCAAUGGAAUUGCUUAAAGCUAUAUCAGAGAGUUUAGGCCUUGAAGAAGAUUAUAUUGAGAAGGCAUUAGAAACCAAAUCUGGUUUACAAAUAUUGAUUGUAAAUCUUUAUCCUCCUUGCCCACAGCCAGAACUCGCCAUGGGUAUGCCUCCACAUUCUGACCAUGGACUUCUCACACUACUCGCUCAAAACGAAAUUGGUGGAUUGCAAAUCAAGCACAAAGGAAAAUGGAUCGCUGCAAACGCUUUACCAAAUUCUUUUAUGGUUAACAUUGGUGAUCACAUGGAGAUAUUAAGCAACGGGAAAUAUAAAAGCAUUUUACAUCGAGUUGCAGUGAACACUAAGGCUACAAGGGUAACUGUGGUUACUGCAAACGGACCAUCUUUGGACGCUGUAGUAACUGCAGCUCCAGAUUUAGUUGAUUGCGAGAACUAUCCCCCGUUAUAUCGAGGGAUGAAAUAUAGAGAAUAUGUCGAGCUUCAACAGAGCAACCAACUUGAUGGAAAAACAUGUUUGGAUCAUAUUCGUGUUUAAUAUGUACUAAUUUUUAUGCACACUACUACUAACUAGUUGUCCUUGAACGAUGCUCUAAAAUAAACUAUUCCGACCAGGAA